Molecule: messenger RNA, 1224 nt
Organism: Glarea lozoyensis ATCC 20868
Lineage: Eukaryota; Fungi; Ascomycota; Leotiomycetes; Helotiales; Helotiaceae
Product: WD40 repeat-like protein
Exons: 4
Coding region: 1-1224 (407 amino acids)
Biological process (GO): nucleophagy; protein lipidation; autophagy of mitochondrion
Cellular component (GO): extrinsic component of membrane; cytosol; phagophore assembly site membrane
Molecular function (GO): phosphatidylinositol-3-phosphate binding; protein binding; phosphatidylinositol-3,5-bisphosphate binding
Source: RefSeq, a predicted model, not a curated record
AUGAAUACACGACCAGCUAUCGAGAGCUCAAACACUCCCGGAGCCCUGUCGGUCUCAUUCAACCAAGAUGCGAGUUGUUUUGCAGUGGGACUAGAGAAUGGCUUCUCUAUAUACCGAUCAGACCCAUGUAAACUUCAUGUGGUUCGAGGUAUGUUCUGUCAAGUAUCACUUACGAAGGAGAAGCUAAGUAUUGAAGACUUCAACGCUGGUAUUGCUACUGUUGGCAUGCUAGGAGCGACGAACUAUGUUGCAAUCGUUGGAGGAGGCAGAAAACCGAAAUAUGCCCAAAAUAAAGUAAUCAUCUGGGAUGAUAAGAAUCAGAAAGUAAGAUUUAUAUUGUCUGAGUUGGCGCCAGUCCGCGCAGUUCGCAUGUCAAAGACUCACAUUGUCGUUGUACUGCAAUCAUCUGUUCAGGUCUACAAAUUUGAAGCACCACCACAGUUGUGGGGCGAAUAUCCGACAGUAGAUAAUCCGCAUGGGAUUUGUUGUCUAGGAACAAAGCAUCUUGCUAUUCCAGCAAUCACUUCAGGUCAAGUCAGACUAAUAGAGCUAGCUACGAAGAACGUCAGUCUGGUUCCUGCACACACUUCUCCAUUAAGAGCUUUAGAUAUCAGCCGCGAUGGACAGAUUCUGGCUACUGCUAGUGAAACUGGCACUUUGAUACGAGUCUUUGCCAUACCCAGCUUUUCUAAGCUAGCGGAACUCCGAAGAGGAGUCGAUGCUGCAACUAUAUUUUCUUUAGCAAUUGCACCUGGUGGUCAAAUGCUUGCGGUUACAUCAGACAAGUCAACGCUUCACAUAUUUGACAUCCCUCAUCCUUCAAAGCCAGCCAGAGCAGUCGCCUCGCCAGUUGGAAAUCGAUCGACAGCUCAGACAGGUGGUGUAAGCCCGGUGACAAGUGAUGGCGAUACGAAUCAGAAAUGGGGGGUACUUGGACGGAUUCCACUGCUGCCAAAGUUCUUUUCCGAUACCUACUCCUUUACUUCAGCAAAUUUUGAGAUAGGCGAUGAAAGCUCAUCCCAGAGUUCAACGAAUCCGGGCACGCAGAGCGAAGCAGGAAUCAGACUGUGCAAAGGAACCAUAGGCUGGACCUCUGACGACUGUCUUAUCAUUGUAGGAGCAGGUAGAGAUGCGCGGUGGGAGAGGUUCGUUAUUGGGGAGAACCGUGAAGGAAAGCGGGAGUGCGAGAGACAAGGAUGGAAGAGAUAUCGAGGGACGACAUAA